AUGAGGUGGAAACUGCGGAUGGGUCGUGAGGUGGGGCUCACUUGCCUCGGGAACCGAUACGUAUCGACGCUACCAACGCUUAGCGUGCCUUGCCCUUCUGUGCGCGCAACUCGCAAGGAAGGCUCAGGGGCUGCCGCGAAAACGGGCCAAUGGCAACACAGGGUCACGAUCCCGUCACGACGACGACGACGACCACUGCCCGCAAGUUGCAACGAUCUGAACAACAUCAGCGGCAGCAUCAACACCAAUGCUCGCCGCCCGUUACUAGUGUACCAGUUCCCGCUCCUCACCAAAACGGCACUUGAGUCUCGAGUUAAGCGUCCUGUACCGCACACCGCACCGUCCGCACCUCACCUCACCGCACUGCACCGCACGUACAAUACUUCGUACACGCGCGCUAUACCAUACGAGACCGAGACGAGGAAAAACAACCUGCUCAAUACCCCGUUUCCCGCUCAAUUGGGCAUAUGCCGCGAAUCCAUUCCCCUUCCUAUGGUUCCCCUCCCUCAUCCUCGCCAAAGCCUCCGCGAGAUCGACGGCGAGCAAACCCACCCGACCCAGCGUGACGGUGUCAACAUUGUCGAGGUCUCGGGAGGGAUCAAUGUCAUGAACAAGAUCCACCGACCAUGUGCCGUGGCCGAAACCAAAACCAGCUGGCGGGUCAUCAAGAUGCUUGCAACAAACUAG
Molecule: messenger RNA, 687 nt
Organism: Colletotrichum lupini
Lineage: Eukaryota; Fungi; Ascomycota; Sordariomycetes; Glomerellales; Glomerellaceae
Exons: 7
Coding region: 1-687 (228 amino acids)
Source: RefSeq, a predicted model, not a curated record